Molecule: messenger RNA, 909 nt
Organism: Lachancea dasiensis
Lineage: Eukaryota; Fungi; Ascomycota; Saccharomycetes; Saccharomycetales; Saccharomycetaceae
Source: the annotation of a GenBank genome assembly
AUGGUGAAUAAAGUUCUAGUUAGACCCGCUUGGGUCAAACCCUCCAUACGGGCCUUGCCUAUGAGAACCUUACGUCAGGCAAGAAAUGUGCAUUCGACAGCCAAGGAAACUGCAAAGGAUAACUCAAUCGAAACAACGCAUUUUGGAUCGAAGACUGUGGCAAAGAGUGAAAAAGAAAAACUAGUGGGAUCCGUUUUCUCUAAUGUUGCCUCCAAGUAUGAUAUAAUGAACGAUGUGAUGUCUUUAGGGAUUCAUAGGCUGUGGAAAGAUCAUUUCAUCAACAAACUAGAUGCCGGGAAGAGGCCCAAUGCCAAAGAACCCUUACAUUUCAUUGAUGUUGCUGGGGGCUCUGGCGAUAUUGCUUUUGGGUUGCUAGACCACGCGGAGCACAAGUUCUACGACAAAGAAUCUACAAUGCAUGUCGUGGACAUCAACCCAGAUAUGUUGAAAGAGGGCGAAAAGAGGGCUAUGAACCAGGGUAAAUACUUUAACGAUCCGAGAGUCAAAUUUCUGGUACAAAAUGGCGAAACCUUGGAUCAGAUUGAGUCCAAUUCUAAGGACGUGUACACCGUUUCCUUUGGAAUCAGGAAUUUUACCAAUAUACAAGCAGGAUUGAACACGGCGUAUCGUGUCCUGAAGCCAGGUGGGAUAUUUUACUGUUUAGAAUUCUCAAAGGUAGACAAUCCUCUUGUUGAUACCGUUUACCAACAAUGGUCGAAAGUUUUACCGGUCCUAGGUUCUGUUGUUGCGAACGACUACGACUCUUAUCAAUAUCUGGUUGAAUCUAUUCAGAAAUUUCCAGAACCUGAACGUUUCCAAUCUAUGAUCGAAAAAGCUGGUUUUCAAUCCGCCGGGUACGAGCCUCUAACAUUCGGUGUUUGUGCUAUUCACUGGGGUAUCAAAACUUAA